GAGGCUCCAAGGAUUCGUUUCUACUGGCUACACCACUGAUUACUUUAAGAUUAAUUAUUUGAGCUCAAAGAGGAAGAAAAUGGGAAACCAAACAAGCAAGAAGCCACAUGAGACGACAUCAUCAUCGUCUAAGACCACAACAACAAGCAUGCACUACACAACGGAGCUGAGAUCAUACGAGGCUGCUUGUAAAGCAGACACGGAGCUACAAUCUUUCGACACGUGUUUGCAAGCAAGGACUAGUCACGUGAUAAGCACGCUAGCUACAGGUGUUGAGGUUCGAGCCCUCUCGUUCGAUUCCCUCAAAGAAGUGACCGAGUGUUUGCUUGAGAUGAAUCAAGAAGUGGUGAAAGUGAUUUUGGAUUGUAAGAAAGAUAUAUGGAAGAAUCAAGAACUGUUUGAACUCGUUGAAGAGUACUUUGAGAAUAGCUUGAAGACUCUUGACUUCUGUGCUGCUUUGGAGAAAGGUUUGAGAAAGGCUCGUGAUAGUCAGCUUUUGAUUCUUGUUGCUCUUCAGCAGUUUGAAGAUGAGAGCAUCGUUGAAGGUGGGAAUGGAUACGAGAAGACACUUGAAGAGCUAAAGAACUUCAAGGAGGCAGAGUCACCUUUCAACGAAGACUUCUUCAAGAUGUUCCAAUCUGUUUACAAACACCAGAUGCUGAUGCUCGAGAAGCUACAAAACCGCAAGAACAAGCUUGACAAGAAGCUCAAAUCCAUCCACACAUGGAGAAAACUCUCCAACAUCAUAUUCGUGGCUACAUUCGCCACUGUACUCAUCUGCUCAGUCGUGGCUGCAGCCAUGGCGGCUCCUCCUGUAGCUGCGGCUCUGGCCGCAGCUACGGCUAUACCGCUGGGAUCAAUGGGGAAAUGGGUGGACUCUUUGUGGAAGAACUAUGAGAAUGCGCUUAAAGGACAGAAAGAAGUGAUCAGUUCUAUGCAGGCAGGGACGUUUGUGGCGGUUAAGGACUUGGAUAACAUCAGGGUUCUGAUUGAACGGUUGGAGAUUGAGAUCAAGGGGAUGGUGAUGUGUGCGGAGUUCGCUGUGGAGCAUGAAGCGGUCAAGAUUGGGAUUGAUGAGAUUAAGAAGAAGCUGGAGGUGUUUAAGAAGAAUGUGGAGGAGUUGGGGGUUCAAGCUGAUUUGUGUAGUAGAGAUAUAAGAAGGGCAAGGACUGUGAUACUGCAGAGGAUCAUCAAGCAUCCUAACCAUGGUAGUAGCAUCACCUGAAAAAUACACAAGCAAGACACAAGUGGAACUCAUUCUUAUUCUUCAGCUUUUGUGAUGCAUAAUAAUGAAAAUGUUUGAAGACUCUAUAAAGAAUAGUACAGAUUCUUUCUUGAGUUUAAUUAUCAAUGUUUAAUAACUCAAUUGCUGCAUUUCUGUAUUCUUUGAUUAUUGAAAACAAUUAAAUAUAAGUAUUUUU
Eruca vesicaria subsp. sativa (arugula) is the source of this 1421-nucleotide messenger RNA. Lineage: Eukaryota; Viridiplantae; Streptophyta; Magnoliopsida; Brassicales; Brassicaceae. The record is from the annotation of a GenBank genome assembly.